Messenger RNA from Zeugodacus cucurbitae (melon fly), 3223 nucleotides. Its product is annotated as RING finger protein 10. The record is from RefSeq and is a predicted model, not a curated record. Bases 520 to 2880 code for a protein of 786 amino acids. Gene Ontology annotation, molecular function: metal ion binding; transcription cis-regulatory region binding. Gene Ontology annotation, biological process: positive regulation of transcription by RNA polymerase II. The transcript is spliced from 5 exons. NCBI's taxonomy places the organism in Eukaryota, Metazoa, Arthropoda, Insecta, Diptera, Tephritidae.
CGUUGAAAAAUUAUUUGGCACGAUAUCGUCGUUUCCACUUUUUGUUCUCGAAUAGCAAAAAGCUGAAGUUUUCACAGUUUUUGGAUACCUUCUUUUCACUGUAUUUACUAUAAAAAUUUUUACAUAAAAAUUAAUACAAAAGCUAAUAUAUUAGUGUGAUAAAACUGAAACUGCGCGCUAAAGUAAGCCGAAAACGGUUGCUGAAGUAAUAAAAAAUUGGCGACGUCAUCCAUUGAUGUACUAGGUCUACUCGCCUACGAGUCUUCUCCUCGUUUUUGCAAAUAAAUAUACUUCGUGCAUUCACUUAUAUACGCGACAACUUUUUUCGUGUAUUUUGUAGUUAAAAUCAUGGCUCAGUAAAAAUGUCUCGCCUAAAAAUUAAUAAAGUGCAUAACACUCCAUCUGGAGAAAUUUUCAUAAACCACAGUUCGCUGUCAAGGAAUUCCUUUAAUUUCAAAUUUCCCAACCUUCUUUGCCCAGCUACUAGCUGCGCUUCGUCUAAAAUAUAUUUUAAUUGCAAUGGAGAACAAAAAACCACAAAACAUUUUUGCACGCUCGAAGGCGUGUCAACCAACUGAUUCUUCUCUACGCAAAUCAUCUUCAGAUUUACAAGUCAAUAAGUGUUUACCUCGUAAUUCACGACGUCGAGAACAACCAACAACCAAUCGUAACGAUUCGCAGCGGAAUUCGAAGCAGUACUCCUCAGUUAAAGCGCGUCCAAAUGUCGAUAAACGGCCACGCCAACGCGGCGGUGGUACCGUCAAUAAUGCCAGCAACGUUAAUGACAUUUUCAUUAACGAGGACAACCUUACAUGCGCGACUGAAGAUGUUUCUGCUACCAGCACCGGAUUAGCCACGUUAGUUGAGCCGGUGGUUACCGGUGCAUUGGCAAAAAAGAAAUCUCAGCAAUAUGCUGACUACGAAUUGAACUCUGUGUACGCACCAGGGAGCAAAAAGCAGAAUUUGAAUCAUCUGCUCAAUUUUCAUUACGCUCCGCGUGACGGUGAUAACGCUUUUAGAUUUAACGUUUUUGGUCGGAACGGUGGUAGUGGCUCAACUGCAGCUACGAAACGACAAGGAGCCAAUAACGGGGCGAAUAAACGUCAUCGUUAUAAUAAAGAACAAUUCUUACAAGCUAAUUUUCAAUUCGUUGUAAAAUCUGGUAUUAAUUUGAGUGUGUCUGCAUCACCUGACAAUUUAAUCGAUUGGAAUCUUAUUGAACAAAUCAAUAUUCAAACUGAAGAGGAGCCGCAAUGUCCCAUUUGCUUGUAUCCACCGAUUGCAGCAAAAUUAACGCGUUGUGGUCACGCCUAUUGCUGGCCAUGUAUUCUACAUUAUUUAGCGCUGAGCGACAAAACUUGGCGUAAAUGCCCAAUUUGCUAUGAAGCAGUCCAUACUGCUGAUUUGAAAAGUACUACUAUUGAACAACAACGCCAGUUCAGUAUUGGUGAUGAAAUUACCUUUCAAUUGAUGCGUCGCAAGAAAGGAUGCAUGUUGAUAGAGAAAUUCGAUCCAAAUACUCAUCAAAGCAAUACAAAUAGCUAUCCGUUGAUUUCCGCCGAGAAUGAUUCAAAAAGUUUUUCGAAAUUCUUAAUUGCUAAACGCAGUGACAUUUUAAAAAUAAUCGAUCGGGAACAACGUGAAUUGGUUGCAGGACAAGACCCGGCAAGUCCGGAAUAUAUUUUCAUACAGCAAGCUUUGGACUUGCAAAAGGAGCGACGAGAGAAAGUUGAAGAAAUGAAAGAGGAUAAAGAAGAAGAGCAUUCAAAUAAAGUUGUGAAUAAGCCUCAAGAAGAAAAUGAAAAUGACGACAACAUAGGUGCUAAUAGUGCUGAAAUCCCAUCAGAUGAGAGAGAUGUUGAUGGAUCGGGAACUGAAAGCAUUAUUAGCAAUGAUGAUAACUUACUUAACACUAGUAGUCUGGCACUAUCGUCAGUGGAUUAUGAAGAAGUUCAUGCAAAAUAUUACUAUUUCUACCAAUCUGUGGAUGGACAAAACAUAUUUUUGCAUCCGUUAAAUGUGAAAAUGCUUCAAGCCUGUUAUGGUGCACUAGAACACGCACCGUUGGAAAUUAAUGCACGUGUUUUGCAGAAGGAGUACCAUUCAAUGGAUGAAGAGCAUCGUCGUAAAUUUACUUGCCUUGGACAUUUACCACUAACAUGUCAGUUUGCAGUAAUCGAGGUCGAUAUGCAGCCUCCAUUUGUAUCUAAUGAUAUACUACGUGUCUUCAAAGACGAUAUUCUUAUGCGCAAGAAAGAACGGCAGCGACGUGAACGCGAGGAGCGUCGUCGUGAAAAACACAUAAAUGAAAUUAAUGAUCGUCAAAUGGGAAAACUGAUUGCAAGCACUGCAAAUUUGAACUUAACUUCCGCACAAGAGUUUCCAACUUGGGGUUUCGAAGAAGCACUGCCCGGCAGCGAUGCAACGGACCGAAACGGCAGCAAUCCAAUUGCAUUGCCCAAGACAAAAUCACAAGCAACUUAUUCAACUGUAGCUGUAGUCGGUGAAUCGCCUAACGUAAAAGAAUACUGGCCUACAUUGGCAUCGCCUAGCAGCAGCAGCAAUAAUAUGUAUCAUGAAUUAUCAACUUGGGGAAAAAAUGUACCCACUCAAAAACCUGUUGUGACCAAUACAGCCGUUACCACGCGCACCAUAAAUUCCGAACGCUCCAGUGAAUGUGAAUCGCUUGAUGGCUAUUUCGCCGAAAGCAUUGGUUUUACAACACCAAUGCGUACGGAUUUAGGUGAUGUGCUUGCCAUGGCCAUAACACAAAAGAAGCAAACCGUUGCAGCUACAGCAAAUGCUGGUGGUAAAAAGAAUAAAAAGGCUAAAAAAAUGACGCCACUCUUCUCCACGGGCAUAAACUAUGCUGGCAAAUAAAUGAAGCUAAAGAAUUCGCUUAAAUUUACGUUAAGAUUUUUCAACAGAAAUAUACCCCCAUAACUAAACGGUGUAAUUUCAGUUAUCAAAAUGAAUUAUUACUUUUGUUUUGUUUUCUUCUUCCUUACUCUUGUAUCUGUUUGAAUUGAAUUAGUAAUCGAACAGACAAGAUGUAAUGCUAAAAUUUUAAUUUUUAUGUUGUUUAUACACCACACGUUUAGACUAUUGAAUUCAAAAUUCGCUGCUAACUUAAAUACCAUAGUGCAUAUAGUGUAUCGAAUUGCGCCAUUUAUGCAAAUAUUACAGGCAAUUAGAAUGCAAUAAAGUCAAACAAUUGGCAAAA